Messenger RNA from Mya arenaria, 4913 nucleotides. RefSeq lists its product as uncharacterized. The coding region runs from base 58 to 738 and encodes 226 amino acids. The record is from RefSeq and is a predicted model, not a curated record. Gene Ontology annotation, cellular component: membrane. The transcript is spliced from 4 exons. NCBI's taxonomy places the organism in Eukaryota, Metazoa, Mollusca, Bivalvia, Myida, Myidae.
UUAGAGUUUGACAGGUAUUUUCGUGGCUGUUGUUUUUUUGUAAAUUAAAAAAACACUAUGGGCUUUGCCAGCUGUUGGUCAAUUUUUGGAUUUUUAACUGGUCUGUUAGGAAGUCUCCUUAUUAUAUUGGCGUUUGCCACCCCAUAUUGGAUUGAACCAGACCAAGGACAUGUUCAAACUACAGGCUUGGAAAGAUUGGGGUUGUGGGAGAUAUGUUUUUCCAGCUAUUCAGAUUACAGAGAUGGGCUUGGACGUGUUUACAAUGGAUGCUGGUGGAUCUUUGCACGGGAAUAUGAUGCCAUCAGGCAGUACAUCAUUACAAGUUGGUUUGCGGCCAGCCAGGCGUUGAUGACAAUCAGCGUGAUUCUGACCAUGCUCAACAACUUGGUUGGUCUCCUCGUUCUCAUCAAGUGUAUGCCCUCCACCCAGCAGAAAUAUGCAGCUCUUUACCUCCUGUCUUCCAAUCUUAUUAUAGGUGUGCUGAUCGCUGUAAGCAGUAUAUAUUUUGGCUCACACGCUGGCACGGACAGGUCUUGGCUGAAGCAGCCCCGAUUUCGACAUCUCUCAUGGUCGUUCUAUCUGGCUGUGAUGGGCGGCAUCGCUGCUUUAUUCUCUUGUAUGUGUUACUGUGUAUACUACAUUAUGAUACGUAAAGGGGGAUCCACAUCAACUGCCUACAGGGCCCAUGAGAUGAGAAGUUAUAGACAUCAUGAAAGUGCGAAUAGAUACUAUCGGUGAGGGACUAUCAGUGUUUUUUGUGACCAUGCAAUUUUGGGCAGAUAUUCCGCCCCGAUUCCAAUAUCAAACAUACCUGUUUAUGUUAUAGAAAAAAUGGACCACAAAUUGCUUAUGUGUGGAAGUGUUAGAGUAUUCUUUAAGAAACAUACUCAAUUACAUUCUUUUUAUCUUUACAGUCUAUAUUUUUAAACAAUUGUGUUGAUUCUAUGUAAAAUUGUACUUCUCAAAUUGAGUCAGAAUGACGCCUUUUUUUCCAAUCAGAAAGACCCCGGCCCUGUUCCUGAAAUGCAGGGGGAGGGGGGCAAAAGCACCGACUACUUUUGACAAAUUAGGAAAUCUGAAUAUUUAAAAUAAAUAGUUACAACUAUGCUCAGAAAAAUAUUUUGAUAUGAAUAUCAUUGGUAGAAGAGCAGAUUUUCAAGCUGUAUACAAUUACAAACCAAUCAACUGGUAACAAAUAUAACAGAACAAUGACCUGAAGAUCAACUCCCAUGUAGCCAAAUCUCAUACAUAUGAUUUCCUUCUAAUCCAAAUCCAUGUACAUAUGUUUGUCCAGGGUUUGUACAUAUUUUUCAUUGGUUAAAAGUGGUUUAAGUGAAUAUCAAAUCAAGAAUAGAUGGUUAGAUUUCAAAUCUCAGGGGCUGAUCCAGAGUUUAUUGUAAAGUAAUAAAACAUGCUCAAAUGUACCAUUUCGGACUUGCAUUGUUUAAAUCUUCUUGGGCAUGUCAAAAGUAUGUGCCCCUAUUAGUUAUGGCACAUAACUUAGAGGCACAAAUUUUUGACAUGCGCCCCUUCAUCUGAAACAUAAUUGAUAUGGUUUAAAAUGUAUGCAUGGGGGUUGGGGUGCAAACUUUUGACAUGCCCAAGAAGAUUUUAACAAUUCAAGUCAGAAAUUUUUUCUCCAAUAAUUGACAUAAAAAGUAAACGUGAAUGAUUUUUUUGGGGGUGGAGCCUCCCAUACUAAAACCAAAAGGGUAUCUAGAUUAGCUAUGAUGAUGAAGCCCUAUUUGACCAUUAUAUUUUUUUCAUAUUUAAUAGAUGUGCAUAAUUCUAUGUCUAUAUUUGGAGAAAAAAAGUUACAGCCUUGUUAAUGGAACAAUAUAAAGUCUUUUUAAAAAAAAUGUUUUUUUGUAAAUCCAUUUUUAUGAGCCACGCACAUUGACCGCUUACACUGGGCCCAUAAGAUGAGAAGUCAUAGACAAAGCAUUCCCACGUUGGGUGCAAAAUGCAGUUUAAACUGCACAAAUUCCUAGGGAUCAAACCCAUGACCACUCGCUAAGUAGCUCUGCAGGCGGACAUUUUUAACCGCAUUGUUAUAAAAACUAGCUCUAUAGGGAGACAGUACAAUUUAUAAUGAGCCGCUAUAUAUAUAUAUAUAUAUAUAUAUAUAUAUCAAAUGCCUGUUUACACUUAUGAAAUUUUUGUUAUGAUUUAUUUUACUGAUUUUAAAUCACUGGGAACCCAAUUUGACAAUUAUAGAUUUUUUUUAUUUCAUAGCUGUGCAUUCAAUUUUUCCACUCUUUAUAAAUGCCUUCGCCCAAUUUUCUCUGGUGGAGAUCAUACAAAAGAUUUUUUUAAACUGCUUGAUCAUAAUGAUUUCAUGAAUAUAUUGUAUGUUAUUUGUUUUUUAGAUGUAGAGCAUCUGUUGUUUAAUUGUUAUUAAGGCUUUUUGCAUACAUAUCUUGUGGUUUUUUUAUUAUUUGGCAUAUUGGAGUAGAAUUAUAAUGACAAUGUUUCUGUAUUUUUUGAGCAGAGAUUGCAUCUUAUAAUCAAUCUUGCAUAUAUUUAGGCAUAUGUAAUACGGCACCCACAAUCCAAGUUAUUGAGAUUAUAAAAGAGUUCUUCAGCGAGGGUGUAUUAUUUCAAUCAAGAAUGUUUCGGGUGAUGUUACUGUUUGGUACCAAUUUUUUUCAAGGACAACGCUGAAGUAAACAACAAGCAGUAUAAGUAAAUAGUUUGUAAUUUAUGGCGUUACGCCCAUUCUAUGUGUUACCAUUCCAUUACUGGAGUUCCGAAAUUUUUUAAAAGAGUUUACAAAAAAAAGAGUCUCCAACAUGGUACAAAUAAAGUUUCAUGCUCAUUUAAGAUUUUACCAGACGAGUUCAUUUCCUUAUUUUUAGACCUUUAUGUAUUGUUUUUAAUAUUGUUGUAAAUUUAUGUAUAUAUCAAUCCAAUUACUGCUUUACCUUAUAUGUCCGAAUGGCCUUUGUUAUUGUUUCUUCAUAUAUAUAUUACAUUUUACAGGGCAUAAAUAGAUUUAGCAUAUAAUGCACCGCCAUCAGUUAUUUUGUAUAUUAAGAUAUAAGGCCAUGCUUAAUUGAUUCAAUGUUUACAAAUUAUCCAAAAGCUUACCAAACUCUUAAAAAGAAGAAAUAUGAUUGGCUUCAACUUCAUAAUUCAAAUAACAAUGAUUUGAGUCAAGGCAUUUAUCACAUACAAGAAUUUCCUAGAAGUAUUUACCUGCAAUUACACAACUGUAUAAAAAUAGAUUUAUAUAAGUUAUCCAUAUGUUAUUUUUCGGCUAGUUUGCCCAUUUAAGCAAUUUGAUUGGUCAUCAGUAUGUAUUAGAUAAAUAUUGACCAAUCAAUAAAGGUUUUGGCUUACUUUAACCGAACCAAAGAAAAUUUAUGCAAUUGGCUUCAGGUGCUUUCUUAUGAUUUUCAUUGGUGAACACUGCUAUCAAGGACUUUCUGUUGUUAAGAGAGUAUUAGAUUUUUUCAUGGCACAUUUUUUUUUCAUACCAGAUAGGUUAGUUUUAAAAUUGAAAUCUGAAAGUGAUACAAAGAAUCAAUUUUUUAUGGCCUUGUCUUUGUAAGGUAAAUGUAUUAAUCACCAUUUUAUAUUGUUCACCUAGAAUCUUAAAGGUUGGUGAAAUACCUUAGCAUGUGUUUAACUGAUGUAAUCUUUUGAUUAUUUUCUUAUGAAACCUGUCUUUAUUUUCAUAGAAGAAAGAAGAGUGUUAUUGUCAAAGCCUUGGUGUUGUUGGCCUAUAAGUGCAAACAUUUGCCAUAACUUAAAAACAGUUAAGUUAUUCUCAUUAGACUUGGUACAAAUGUGACUAGCUGCAGUAUACACAUGUGUAAUAAGGCCCACUACUCUGGCUUUGGUCAUUGUCAAGUUAUGUCCCUUUUUCAACUGAAAUAAAGUAACAGACAAAUGUUGGCAUUGUGUUUGCUUUGUGGCACCCUUCUUAAGUAGAAUAUUUAAAAUUUAGGCUUACUUUUUAAGUACUUAUCAAUGUUAUUAUAAAACAAAUGGUUUCCAUAGUUCAGACAAAAUGAAGCAUAUCUUCUAUUUAUAUUCUUUGUAUUAGUCAAUGGACUUUUUAGUGUUGUAACAGUAUGUACGCGUGUAUUACUAAACAUAUUAUGAAAAUGGUCGCAUAUAUAUUGUAUAUAUGUACCUUAUUAAUGUUUUUAUUAUUUCCUUGAACAAAUAGAUUUAAGAUAGUGGAUGUAUAUAUUUAUGAAAUGGCAUCUGCAGUAAGAUUUCAUAGGGACCAGCGAUAACAGAAAAACAUACCAUAGUUUUAAAUAAACUUUGUUAAGCAGUUUGGGGUGCAUUUUCAUUGUGAAUUGAAAUGUGUAAAUAUAUUAAAAAGGUUUUUAUAUAAAUGUUUAUACAUGUUUUAUUAAUUAUUUUUUAUUAACAUGAUUAUUUAUCACACAAAGAAUAGCUGUGUCACAUAAUUAUUUAAAAAAAGAUAAAAUGAAACAUUUUUAGCUCUACUGGCCAAAGGCCAGAAGAGCUUAUGCGAUGGUAAUGUGAACGUAGUAAAAAAAAUCAGUGCGUCUAUAAACAAUUCCUUGUUAACACGAUACAGCCUUCAGUUUUGAUUGUAUCUUGAUGAAACUUGUACAGUAUCUACAUAUCCAUUAGAGCUCGGUUCCUUUCGAAAACCAGCCAGAUCCCAUGCAUGCCUAGAUUAUGGGCCUUGAUAUUAUAAAAUAUCAGUGCGCCUGUAAACAAUUCCUUGCGAACAUGAUACAGUCUUCAGUUUUGAUUGUAUCUCGAUGAAACUUGUACAGUAUUCAGAUAUCCAUAAGAGGUUGGUUCCUUUCGAAAACAGUGAUGUUGACCACACAAACCCAGCCAGUAGAGCAUAGGCCCUUUUGGGCCUCUUGUUUUUAAUGCUUUAAUUAAUUGAUAUUUGUAAUAAAGCCGAUUUCUUGUUA